This is a messenger RNA of Klebsormidium nitens, 3170 nucleotides long. Lineage: Eukaryota; Viridiplantae; Streptophyta; Klebsormidiophyceae; Klebsormidiales; Klebsormidiaceae. The record is from the annotation of a GenBank genome assembly.
GUGGAAUCUCGAUCUUGGCAAGCAGAAGAAUCUUGAUUCCUUUCUUCACAGCAGAGCGCGUACUUUUGUCCUUCUCGCCUACCACCAUGGCCAGCUUCAAGGAUCUCUCCUCCGACGCCGGGUUGAAGGAGCUGGACACGUACCUUGCUCCCAAGAGCUACAUCACUGGGUAUCAGGCAUCUCGCGAUGACCUGGCCGUGUAUGCUGCCCUCUCCGCCGCUCCCGAUGCAUCGAAGUAUGUCAACGCCGCUCGGUGGUACUCCCACAUCACUGCCCUGCUGGGCCACAACUUCACCGGUGCUGCCACUGGUGUGAGCAUUGGUGGAUCUAGCGCGGCCCCGGCCGCAAAGGCCUCGGCCCCCGCCGCCUCUGCUCCCGCCCCCAAGACCCCUGCUCCUGCUGCCCCCAAGGCAGCCGCCCCUGCUGCUGACGAUGAUGAUGAUGAUGACGAUGACGAUGUCGACCUCUUCGGUGAGGAGACGGAGGAGGAGAAGAAGGCCAAGGCUGACCGGGAAGCGGCAGCCAAGGCAUCCGGCAAGAAGAAGGUCAUCGGCAAGUCGUCUAUUUUGCUGGACGUCAAGCCGUGGGACGAUGAGACCGACAUGAAGAAGCUGGAGGCCGCAGUCCGGGCGGUGAAGAAGGACGGCCUCGUCUGGGGAGGAUCCAAGCUGCUCCCCGUUGGCUACGGCAUCAACAAGCUGAACAUUCUGAUGACGAUCGAGGACGAGAAGGUGUCCAUCGACGAGCUCAUCGAGGAUGACCUGUGCGGCGGAGAGGAGACCAAGGAGUACGUCCAGUCCUGCGACAUCGUCGCCUUCAACAAGAUCUCUUGGAACUGGGCAGCCAUGAAGAAAGCGUCAAAUACGUUGCAUGACUUCCUGAGCAAGCCCCAAGCAGGGCUGCAAACUGGUGGGAAGGGGGCAGGUGCUGGUAAAGACCGAGCACCCACUUACUUGGGCAAGGUCAAUCUGAGCUGCCUAAGUGCAUCCGGGAAGAAGCCUGCAGCUCUUACAACCCUCUGUCCAACAAGGAAGCCUGACAUCCCGCGCAGUGAGUCAGAGUUGGAGAAGCUGUUCCAUGAAGCUCGCGACCAGCCCAACGCUCGCAAGACAGGUUCAAAUGAGCUUAGGCAUUUGCUGGCAACCUUUGUUACAUGGGAAGAAGCCCUGCGCAAGGUAAAGGAGGAGCUGAAGCGCCGUACGGCUGAAGAGAAGAAGUGGAAGGCGGGUGCGCUGGAGCUGACCCCUGGGCUGUGGUGGAGCAUGGCUGCCAACCGCAGAGCUGUAUCAACGUGGGAAGCAGAACUCACCAACCGGAAGGAUCAGUACCAGAGGUAUCUCCAGGAGUUGUACGACUCUGUCCUGGAGGAGCUUAACGCGGGAGCUGACAUGAUCAAGUACAAGUGCACUUUGUCAGCUCGGAGUAUUCCGGCCUUUGUCAAGCAGAAGAGUCUGAUUGACAAACAGCUGGACGAUCUCCAGUCCUGGAUCCGUCAGAUGCAGCGCGACGAGAGCCGGUACUUGAAGGACAAGAUGGCAAAGCGGAAGCUUGAUGGGGUUUCGGUGGAGGGGGCUGUAGACGCUCCUGAUCAGAAGAGGCUGCGAGCGCUUGAGAACUUCAAGGGGAAGUCGAGCAAGGGUCAGCUUGACAUGGGCAAGGGCGAGAUUCUGAUCCUCCUUCCUGAGCAGGAUGAAGCGGUUGUCGCAAAGGGGUGGUAUCGGGUGCAAAACGAGGAGGGUGCAGAGGGGCUUGCGCCGGUGGCCUGGUUGAAGGAGAGGAGUCCUUCCCCGCCUCGACGAGCCGCCAGCCCUGAGGCUGGUGACAGAGAAGGGAGUGUCAGUACGGCGCCUGCGCUGGCCCCCGGGAGCAGCCCCCCCCGCACGCAGGUUGGUCCUACAGAGGUACUCACUCCCACGUCCCGUCCAGUUUCACAGACCCCGUCAGGAGGGGUGGCUGAAGCCGCUGCCGGGGGAGGAGGCGGCUUGGGGAACGGGGAGGGUGGCGGCUUGGUUUUGAGAGAAGGGGGCGCAUGUGGGGGCGCCAAUCUGAGCGGAAGAGGCAGUGACUGCGCAGAAGCCAGCGCAGAUGCUGAAGACUCCGCUGCAGAGAGUGAGGGCGAGGAGAGGACGGCGAAAGAGUCGGAUGGUUCUUGGCUGGGGGUGCGGAUUGUCCAAUUGAGCAAAGGUUUGUUUGCGUCCUCAGCUCCUAUGGAGUGGGCGCAAGCAAAAGUCCUGCUUCGCAAGGCAAUCAGUGAUCCCAAGUUCAAGAGGCAAAGCUGGUGGAAGAGUUGUCGGCUGGUUAACAUGAAAGGGGCGCUGGCAGCGAUGGAGAGGGUUGAUGGGUCAGAUUCGGCAACGUUGGAGCUUUGGGAAGCAUGGCAUUGCUUGCAGUCGGUGGAGGGGUCAAACAGAAGCGACUUUCAGAAAAAUGCCCGAGCAAAUUGCUGGAGAGCCUUGCUUUCCGUCGCCCCCUUCGUCGCCAUUGUCAUCGCUAGCAGUGACGACACCAGCUCGCAUAGGACAAUUCUCUUGCCUCGCAGCGGCGAGGUGGAGGUUUUUAGGGAGUUGCAGCAACAUUUCAGGACUUCAGUAGAGCUUGAUACCGCAGGAAGGUUGGCUAAGAUUGCGGGUCUGCCGUUGAAAGAUCUCCAACUCUUAGCAGGGUCAACGCAAGCCUCGAAAGUUUUGGACUACGCUCUAGGAUUGGUUGUAGGAAAGAAGCAAUUAGCCAGGCAGGUUGAUGGGGUCAGUCUUCGUACGCUGCGUUCGCACACCAGGCAGACAGAGAGCGCUCUCGAUGCCAUGCCCAGCAUCCUCAAAGAGGUAGUUGACGAGGUCAGCGGCGAGCGAGAGAGAUUCAUGGAGGUAGCGGAAAAAGCUGCUGCACGCGCACUAGACGCGCAGGAUCAGGGAAGGGGUGUUCCUGCUGAACUUCUUGAAACAGCGGCGUUCGUAGCACAGCGGAAAGGGGAGAUCAGAGAAGUUGGAAGCAAGGCAUGGAGGGCGCUGGUGAGGAGGCGAUUCAAGAAGCGUUUGGAGAACACCCCAGAGCUGAGGCAUGUGGCACGGGGCCACCAGGUGUUUGACUGGCCCCCCUUGUUGACUGGCUCCAAAGUUUGCUCGGCACCUAGAGGAAAUGAACUUGGUGUUUUCGGUCAACUCUUCUUGUAA